GGGGCUCGCCCCACUCCCGCCCAGCGCAGCCGCCGCGGCGGGGCCGGCACCUCCCCAAGUGCCGCACCAUGGGCAGCCAGGGCUCCAAGGCGGCGGGCGGCGACCCCGACACCGCCAAGGCCAACGGGCAGGAGAACGGCCAUGUGAUCUACAACGGGGACAUGACGCCCAAGGCGGGGGUCGAGGUGGCCCCGCAGAACGGGAACGGCUCGGCGGAACCCCCCAAGGAGGAGAGCGAGGGCGAAGCGGGCGGCGCGGACGCCAUCGAGCCCGCCCCGGCCGCCGCCGACGGCGCCGAGCCCAAACCCGAAGGCGCCGCGGCCCCCAAGGACGCCCCCAAGAAGAAGAAGAAGUUCUCCUUCAAGAAACCCUUCAAGCUGAGCGGCAUCUCCUUCCGCAAGAACAAGAAGGAAGCCGGGGACUCCUCCGGCUCCUCGCCCACGGAGGAGCAGGGCAGGAGCGAGGAGACCCCGCCGGGGGGGCUGCAGCCCUCGGCUCCCCCCGAGGAGGGGCCGGCCGAGGAGCAGGAGGGCGGCGAGCCCAAGGAUGGAGGAGAAGCCGCGGGCAGCCAGGAGGAGGAGAAGCAGCAGCAGCAGCAGGGAGGGGAGAGCCACGGAGACACUGCCAAACCCGAGGAGCCCUCGAAAGCCGCGGGGCCGGAGCCCGCAGCGAGCCCGGCGGCGGAGCAGAAGGAAGAGUAGAGGCCACUCGGGCAUCGUCCUCAGCGGGGACUCUCACGCCGCCCUCCGACCCUCCCUGAGCAGCCCGGAUCGCCACGGACUCGCCCACACCGCCCCGGCCCCCUAGGACUGACAGCACGCCCCGCGCACCCCCGCCCUCGCAGGUAUUUCUCUCCCCGUCCCUGGUAGAAAAGCUGGUUUGGAUUCCCACCACCGCCGCCACUUGGAGUAGUUCGAGCUGAAUUCCUUGGGAAAAUGAAAAAAAAAAAAAAACCAACAAUAACAACAACAACAAAAAAAAACCCAACUGGGGGAGGAAGAUUUGUCCCGGACGCCCCUGGAGUUUACAGUUUGUGAGAACCCGGAUCCCAAAUCCUGCUCUGGAUCUCUCCAGCCUCCAGACUGUCCCCUCUCCUCCCGCUCCCACUGACUGUUCAAUGGAAUUUUUGAUUUUUUUUUUUUUUCCCGUUUUGUAUUUUUUUUUUUUCUUUAUUUCUCAGUUGACAUUCCUGGUUCUGACUUUUCGUUUCAAGUAUUUCGUGCUUUUUAUAUAGAAAUCGAUGGUUUAAAAAGCUAAUCUGGUUAGUUUUUUAUAAUGUCUUCUCUUGGCUUAAAACCAUAAAGCUUGUAAGUCCGCUGUGUUUAAUUCUGCUUUAAGGGAUAACUUUUAGGGUGUGGGGUGGAGAGAGGGGGCCCUGCCAGCUGUAUAAUGUGAAGCCAACGUUGUUUUGUUUUGUUUUGUUUUUUUUUUCUCUGUAAAUAAUUUUUUUAAUGGCCAAAAAAAAAAAAAAAAAACAACCGCUUGAUUUGCAAUUUUCUAACUUGUAAAAAAAAAAUAAAAAAAAAAAAAAAGAAGGAAAAAAAAAAAAAAAAAAAAACCAACCA
Messenger RNA from Vidua macroura (Pin-tailed whydah), 1565 nucleotides. It is a transcript of the gene MARCKSL1, whose product is annotated as MARCKS like 1. The coding region runs from base 69 to 701 and encodes 210 amino acids. Gene Ontology annotation, biological process: actin filament organization; central nervous system development. The transcript is spliced from 2 exons. NCBI's taxonomy places the organism in Eukaryota, Metazoa, Chordata, Aves, Passeriformes, Viduidae. Gene Ontology annotation, cellular component: plasma membrane; cytoplasm. Gene Ontology annotation, molecular function: actin filament binding; calmodulin binding. The record is from RefSeq and is a predicted model, not a curated record.